Aspergillus niger is the source of this 651-nucleotide messenger RNA. RefSeq lists its product as uncharacterized. The transcript is spliced from 4 exons. Bases 1 to 651 code for a protein of 216 amino acids. NCBI's taxonomy places the organism in Eukaryota, Fungi, Ascomycota, Eurotiomycetes, Eurotiales, Aspergillaceae. The record is from RefSeq and is a predicted model, not a curated record.
AUGAGGGCGGUUGAAGAAAGAAGAAAAUAUACAUCGUCUUUCCCAGCCAUCAUGACCCCUAAUCAUCUUGCAAAUUCCCCCAAGACCAGGAUGCAUUGCGACGAUCGGGGGGAAGGCUUGGUAAUAGCGGGUGGUGAUUCAGCCGGAUCCUCCACUCAGCUAGCCGUGAACUGCCUGCCUGCGUUGCGUCCCAGAGCGCAGUCUAGACGGGCGGUUAUGGAGGGGGGGAAGGGAACGAGGAGGAUCCCUCCUCACACCUUCUCAAUCUCUCCAGCCAGACUCGACCAUUCAGCGCGCGUAGCCAUGUCCGGGAUAAAGUCCUGGACAUGCAGAGCCUCCAGCCGCCAACACCCCGCCAAUUUGCGAUCGGGAUCGCGGCCAGAAAAGGAGGGGAAAGCGGCGGAUGACGAGGAAGGAGGGGAUGGGCAUUGGGUUUGUCUGGAAAGGAGAGUUGAAUGGAGGAACAAAAUUGGGGGUGGAAAGAUUUGGGCUGGGGGAGGGGGGAAGGGAAGUGUGGAUGUGGAUGUGGUGGAUGUGGAUGGAAAGGGAAAAGGGGGAGACACUGACAAGAGGGAAAUUGGGAAUUGGGAAUUGGGAAUUGAUGGCCUGCCCGGAAGGGGGUGGGAUUCGUCCAGAAAGGAGACUGACUGA